CUGUGAGUGUGAGAGACGUGAAUCACGUGACCAGGACCCAGUGUUCUCUUCUCCUCCCUGUGAUUACUCAACAGACAUUGGGACACUUGAAAGGAAAUUGCAACAUGUGCUAAACUCUCCACAGAAGAGGAAGUCAGAGCCUGAGGAGGACACGUCUGAGACCAGUGAGACAACCAUGUUUUUACAGGAGCGUCUUCAUGGGACCUGACGAGGGUUGAUGUUUGACAUCUUCUUCUUCUUCUUCUGCUGCUGCUGCUGCUGCUGCUGCUGCGUUUCCACUUCACACCGGCGCGGGACACAAGCGCUGAGUCACUGGUCCAACCUCCGUCUGCACGCAAGGGUCAAAGGUCAGACUUCCUCUGCCGCCGCCGCUUCAUCUCAUCCACUCAUCCUUCGUCCUCUGAGCCAUGGAUCUGAAUCUGAGUCUCCUGCUCUUCUGUGGAUUGUUUGGGAUCGGUACAGGAUUUGUGCAAGGUGAGGCCGAGGAGAACUGCACCAACUACAAGCUCCAGUUUGAAAGGGUUUUCUCGGUCCCCGGAGACACGGCGAUGCUCAACACCACGCUGGUGUCUCCAGGAGUCUUUGACUUCAACUCGGUCCCGUACAACAUCACCUGGUACAACUCGGGCCAAGUAAUACACAACCAGACUGGACGGGUCCUGGUGCGAGGGGAGGCUCUGUGGUUCCUUAAUGUCACGCUGGACGAUGACGGGGAGUACGUGGCCAUACUGAGGACACCUUUUCAUUGCUACAAUCAGUCCACCAGGCUGAGGGUUGACCUGCCCGUUGCUGGACAGUGUGGAAGACCAUUGAAGGCUGAACAAGCACUAACAAAGAAAGCCAAUGACAUCCUCUCGUGCCCACUGAAGGACUACAUCAAAAAACUCAACAGCUACAACAUCAAUUCCUCGCUCACGUGGUACAGAGGUUGUCAGCCCAUAGAAGAUCAGGCGACAGGGCAGUACAUCUACAGGGACAAGACCACACUGAUGAUUAAAGGGGUGGACGAUGACAACAAUCACGCCUACACCUGUACUUUAACCUUCAACCUCGGAGGAAUCAAAGGAUCCGUGUCAGAGACGAUUCUGGCCAAUGUCAGAGAGGAGUACUCCAUGGCUCCACAGCUGCGUGAACCAACCAAUACAACACUCAGUGCACACAUUGGUUCCAGUCUCAGCCAACCCUGCACCGUCUUUGUGCCGGGUAUUGGAAUGCCCUUCAUCGACAUUCUUUGGUGCGCCGGAAAGAAACUCAUCAGAUCGUACGAUCCCUCUGACCGUAUCUACAUCAACGAAACAAAAUCUUGGCAGAUGGAAGACGGACCACAUAAAGGCUGGUUGUUGGAGGUUGUGCUGACAAUUACUGAGCUAAGGGAGGAAGAUUUCUUCAUUAACUACAUGUGUCAAGCGCAGAGUUCCCGGGGGCAUCCUAAAGCAUAUUUCACUCUGCUACCAGCAGAUCCAGACCUCAGGCUUCCCAUCGGGUCCGUGUUUGUCUGUGUGACGUUUCUCUUCAUCACCAGCGUCACAGUCUACUACCUUUUCAAGGUGGAUAUUGUGCUGUGGUUCAGGAGAGUGUUUCCAGUCCUCUAUGCGAAUAAAGACUCAGAUGGGAAGCUGUACGACGCCUACGUGGCCUACCCACAACCCCGAGCCAUCGGAUUCAGCGAGGAGGUGGAGACCUUUGCCCUUCACACGCUGCCGCAAGUGUUGGAAAAGUCCUGCGGCUACAAACUGUUCAUAGCAGGUCGUGACUGUCUGCCCGGGGAGGCCAUAGUGGACACGGUGGAGGAGAACAUCCAAGCCAGCCGCCGCCUCCUCCUCCUCUACACCGCCGCCACCUUCGCCAGCAAGAAAUACACGAGCAGCAGCAGCAACAACAACAACCUCUCCAAGAACAACAACAGCAGCGAAGGAGACGGCGGGAGCGGCGAGGUCUUUGACGAGGACGGCGGUGAAGUUCACCGAGACACGAGGCAGCAGCUGGAGUGUGUGGCGGCCAUGCACAGGUCGCUGCUGGAGAGAACGCUCAAGGUGGUUCUGGUGGAGUUGGAGGAGAUCAGCCCGGCUCAGCUGGCUCUCUUCCCAGAGUCAGUGCGUCACCUGAGGAAGAAACAGGGUGCGGUUUGUUGGUGGAAAGAGGGGAGGAAAAGUCAAAGGUGGUGGACGUGCGCACGGACGAGAGCGGCGGACGAGGAGAAGACAGGACAGGACGCCCAGACCUCGCCGGCGCCGUCCCUCUCUCCUUCCUCCAGGUUCUGGAAGAAGAUCCGAUAUCACAUGCCGGUGAGAGGCAAGAGGGCGACGUACCCGGAGACGACUGCACUGCUGAACUUAUGACGAGGAUACGACAUGUUCAGAGGAGCUGGUUUCUAAUGCAAAUGUCUGGUAAGGAAUCCUCGUCACACACCGGCGAUUCAGAAACACUGCGAGAGAGCGCGGUCCACAGCCGAGGAGCUUUCAAAGCCAGCAAACGGACCAAGUAGAAGACACUUUCUGAAUGAAAACGGAAGUCCUGAAAAACUAGACUGUGUACAGAGAAUGGACAGAUUCUCCAGAUCCAGAACACCUGUGUUCUCUUGAAUGACCAUUAGGGGGCGACUCCGCUGGCUGAAGUCGGUUUGGGAUGUAAGACUAUGAGAAAACAAGCCUACCUCUCACUUGAUUUAUGACUUGAGUUAACAUUUCCCCAGAAGUUUGUGGUGUCAUGCUGCGUUCCAUUUAUUGUCAGAACUCGGAAUUUCCAAAGUCAUGUGAACACCGGACCUCCAACUUGGAAACUCGGCCGGAGCAACCUUGCAUACCCCGAGUCAGGAUUCCAAGACGA
Molecule: messenger RNA, 2826 nt
Organism: Solea solea (common sole)
Lineage: Eukaryota; Metazoa; Chordata; Actinopteri; Pleuronectiformes; Soleidae
Product: interleukin-1 receptor type 1
Exons: 13
Coding region: 408-2339 (643 amino acids)
Biological process (GO): signal transduction
Molecular function (GO): interleukin-1 receptor activity
Source: RefSeq, a predicted model, not a curated record